Nerophis lumbriciformis (worm pipefish) is the source of this 474-nucleotide messenger RNA. Lineage: Eukaryota; Metazoa; Chordata; Actinopteri; Syngnathiformes; Syngnathidae. The record is from RefSeq and is a predicted model, not a curated record.
AUGACGAAGAGCAACAUUCGCAAAUUACAAGGGUGGGCCCGAGUCCUUCUGAUGGAGGCUCUGUCCAUGGACGGUGGAAGGCCGGUGGAAGAGAUUCCUGGACUGGCGCGAGACGGGCGAGAGCAAAAUCAUUUGCCAAGAAAGUUUUCAUUAAUCCAGAACGAGAGUCGUCAACAGGAAGACCUGAUGACAAAGAACAGCACUCAGUUCGUGGCGGCGGCUGUUCGCUCUCAUUUCGAUAACUGUCCAGACUCCCAUCGCCACUUCUGUUUCCAUGGAACGUGUCGGUACCUGAUAUUGGAGGAGACACCUGCAUGCAUAUGCCAUCCAGGCUUUGUUGGGAUGAGAUGUGAGCAUGCGGACCUGCUGGCUGUUGUGGCCACCAAAAACCGUCAGCAAACAGUUGCCACCGUGCUGGUGUUGUGUGUGAUUGGAUGCGUUGUUAUCAUAGUGGUGUGCGCAUUGCUAAAGUAA